AUGAAUAUUAAGAUUCACUACACUCAUAAAAAACUCGAAGAUUUAUAUGAAGGCCGUACACUUCGACCGGAAACCCUUGACGGUACGAGAAUAGAUCCAAAUAGCUACGAUAAUAGACCUUCCGUCGAGUUAGUCAUUAAUCAAACCACUUCUUCCCUGGGCUUAGAAGUCAUUGAAUCAAAAGUUAUUGCGCUAUUCAAUAUGGUCGAGAAAAAGUUUCAUGUCGGUGAAGGUCAACUUUUACGCGUUGUAGUUGGUGCUUGUGCACUAUUGAUAAUUAGGGAGGAAAAAAUCCCCAAAACAAUGCGAGAAGUGGCGUUCACGUUAGACUUGGAAAUGCAACAUCUUACAAAUGUAGUACACAAGAUACGGAUGCAUCUUAUGCCUUCGGUUCCAAGUUUUAUAGAUGUUGAAGUAUUAGUUAAUAAAGUAAUACACGAUCUACUUGAGAAUCAUGACAACAAAUUUAAUUUACCAAUUUAUGUUGAUAUAAUGCAACUGGAUCACCUUAGACAAGACGUGCAAGUGUAUGAUAUUCAGAGUGAAAGCAAUUAUUCGGAGGAAAGUGUUUCGCAUAAAGAAUUUCAAGAUUGCAUCAUGAAAUAUUAUCGUAAAGUUUUUACCGGAAUAUGCAUGCAGCUGCUCAAAUAUGCUAACGAGGGUAAUAUUAUAACUGGAAAGCAACCUUCGCCUGUCGGCGCUGCGAUUGUAUUGAUUGCGAUUGAGGCCACUGAAAAACCAAGUCAUGAUGAAUGGAAGAACAACCAUAAACGAGCUUCUGAUAUUGUUAUUAGUCUUCCUUGGAGUUUUCUGGCGCAAGAAAAUAAGAGCAGGAGCUACCUAUACGUCGCUGAUUUAUCUCAAUUUUACGAAUGGGUUUCUAACUGUCGCGAAAAGGGAAAACAAAAGAAGCAUGCUAUGGUAGACAAGGGCAUGAGUAUUGAACCUGAAAGCGUAGUAAGUACAGAUCUUACUGAUCAUAAUGAAAAUCGAUCCUCAAUGCAAGAUUAUAGAGAUAUUAGUGAUGGACACGUCAUAUGUGAAGGUCAUGAAUCUGAUGUUACAUUAGAUGACGAAGAGUUGGAUGAAUAUAUGCGAAACGAAAGCGAGAUCGAAAUUGCGAAAAAUUCGUGGGAAGAUCAGGAAAGUUUGGAUGAUCAAAAUGCGCACGAUCAAAAAAAUAAGGUGCUUAGAAAGCGAAGACAAGUUCUCCGUGAAAAAGGGACUUUCAAAAAACGUAAAGUUGAUGAUCAAGUUGAAAACUCUCAAUCUGACGCAUCAGAGAAUAUGGAUGGAGAUGACGUAAAAUAUAAGACGCGUAAAAAACUUGCAAGAACUGAAAAGGGCUCCCAAAAACGAAAUGGCCGUGAGAAAGAACUGAAUUCUUCUAAAAUUAAGCUUAAUUUUGAUCCAAGUACAGUAGAUAUGAAUUUAUUUGAUCACAUAUAA
Acaulospora colombiana is the source of this 1449-nucleotide messenger RNA. The record is from the annotation of a GenBank genome assembly. Lineage: Eukaryota; Fungi; Glomeromycota; Glomeromycetes; Diversisporales; Acaulosporaceae.